Molecule: messenger RNA, 2732 nt
Organism: Manihot esculenta (cassava)
Lineage: Eukaryota; Viridiplantae; Streptophyta; Magnoliopsida; Malpighiales; Euphorbiaceae
Product: probable methyltransferase PMT18
Exons: 7
Coding region: 595-2505 (636 amino acids)
Cellular component (GO): trans-Golgi network; endosome; cytoplasm
Molecular function (GO): methyltransferase activity
Source: RefSeq, a predicted model, not a curated record
UUUUUUUUUUUUUUCUUUCGUUCGAAGAGGCAGAGAGGAGAUGGCGGAGCGUGAAAAGAGGCUGGUCAGUCUCUUGUGAACACUCAGAAUCUGCCACCACUUGUUGUUUAGACCAAAUCAAUCCUCUCAGUCCUCUACUCCUCCAUUUCUGGAAUUAAACAAAGAAAUUUAAAAAAACACUUUAAAAUAGCAAUAUCCAUUCAAUAUUCAACUACACUCCCUCAACUCUUCCAUUUAUAUUUUCUCUUAAGAUAACAAACCGUACCCAGUUACCACUUUCCUCUUCCUGUAAUGGCGGAGACCUUCAACGUUCCCUUUUCAUGUCUCCCAUUUUUAUAUCCUUAACCUUUUUUUAUAUGUUCAUCUCCUGCACUUCUCCAUUUUUUUUCUUUAACAUUUUUUUUAUCUUGUGCACUAGUAGGAGUCUCAUGUUCAGCUGUUUGCUUUCUACUGUUAUUUUACUUGGAGAGUGAAAAGCUGUCUGAAGCUCAGGGUCACCUUCUUCAUCAGGAGGAGAUAAGCAUAGAACAUGGAAGGAAAGUUUUGUACUGUGACUUUAUCACAAGAUCCCCAGGAGUUCUGUUACAGAUAAAAAUGGCGAAGGACUACGUUGGAUCCCCAAAGCAACAUCAGCUUGAAUCCAAGAGGAAACGUCUAACUUGGAUCUUGGGCAUCAGCGGCCUCUGCGUAGUUUUUUACGCUUUGGGAGCUUGGCAGAAUAGCGCUCCUCCCACCAGUCGAUCUGAGAUGUAUAGUAGAGUAGGUUGUGAAGUUGCAAGCCCUGGAGCAGCAGUUAAUAAUCCAUCAUCAUCAUUAUCGUCAUCAUCAUCAUCCUCAUCUGUUGCCUUAGACUUCAAUAGCCACCAUCAGAUUGAGAUAAACAAUACUGACUCGGUUGCUAAUUUUCAACCAUGUGAUAUGUCCUACAGUGAGUACACUCCCUGUCAACAUCCACAAAGGGGAAGAAAAUUCUCGAGGGACAUGAUGAAAUACAGGGAGAGGCAUUGCCCUACAAAGGAAGAACUUCUUUUUUGCCUGAUUCCUGCUCCCCCAAAAUAUAAGACUCCCUUCACAUGGCCUCAGAGCCGUGACUAUGCCUGGUAUGACAAUAUCCCACACAGAGAACUAAGUAUUGAGAAGGCCGUGCAGAAUUGGAUUCAAUUAGAGGGUAAUCGCUUCAGAUUCCCUGGUGGAGGCACCUCGUUCCCUCUUGGAGCUGAUGCAUACAUAGAUGAUAUAAAUGAGCUUAUUCCUCUUACUGGUGGAACCAUCAGAACUGCAAUUGACACAGGCUGUGGUGUCGCAAGUUGGGGUGCCUACCUGUUGAAACGGGACAUUUUGACUAUGUCUUUUGCACCAAGGGAUACACAUGAAGCCCAGGUCCAGUUUGCAUUGGAGAGAGGAGUUCCUGCUAUGAUUGGCAUCCUGGCUUCGGAAAGGCUUCCUUUCCCAGCAAGGGCUUUUGAUAUGGCUCACUGUUCCCGUUGCUUGGUACCUUGGAACGACUAUGAUGGUUUAUAUCUAAUUGAAGUGGACAGAGUCUUGAGGCCUGGUGGUUAUUGGAUUCUGUCUGGACCUCCGAUUAACUGGAAGAGCUACUGGAGAGGUUGGGAAAGAACCAAAAAAGAUUUGAAGCAAGAACAGGACGCUCUCGAGAAUUUAGCCAGGCGGUUGUGCUGGAAGAAAGUGAUUGAAAAGAAUGAUCUCGCAGUUUGGCAAAAGCCCAUCAAUCACAAGGAGUGCAUUAGAAGCAGGAAGGUUUAUAAAACACCACACAUAUGCAAAUCAGACAACCCAGAUGCUGCAUGGUACAAGAACAUGAAAGCUUGCAUAACCCCGCUACCAGAGGUGAGCAGCAAUGAUGAAAUUGCUGGUGGUGCACUGGAGAAAUGGCCAGAGCGUGCAUUUGCGAUACCUCCCAGAAUUCGCAGCGGCUCCAUACCAGGCAUCACUGAAGAGAAAUUCAAGCAGGAUAAUGAGCUGUGGAAGGAAAGAGUGACGCAUUAUAAGCAUAUGAUCAACCCCCUGAGCCAUGGGCGAUAUCGGAAUGUAAUGGACAUGAAUGCUUACCUCGGUGGAUUUGCGGCUGCACUGUUGAAAUAUCCCGUGUGGGUUAUGAACGUUGUACCUGCCAAUUCGGAUCGAGACACACUUGGUGUUAUAUUCGAACGAGGGUUGAUUGGGACAUAUCAGGAUUGGUGUGAGGCAAUGUCGACAUAUCCAAGAACAUAUGAUCUCAUACAUGCCAGUGGAGUUUUCAGCAUAUAUCAGGACAGGUGCGACAUCUCAUAUAUCUUGCUGGAGAUGGACAGAAUUCUAAGGCCGGAAGGGACAGUUAUAUUUAGGGACAAUGUAGAAAUCCUUGUGAAGAUACAGGGCAUAACAAAUGGGAUGAAAUGGAAAAGCCAGAUAAUGGACCACGAAAGUGGACCAUUUAAUCCUGAGAAAAUUCUUGUCGCAGUCAAAAGUUACUGGACUGGCGUUGCUUCUCAAAAACAACAGUAGUAGUAGGUCUCUUUCUAUUUCUUGGAACCAUUCAUUUUCUCUAGCUUCAAUCAAAUUUUGUUCAAUAGUAUAUACUUCUUGAAACGAGAGAAAGGAUAGUUUUGCCGAAGCCCUGUACCUUAUUUAUCGAAUGCUAAUAUUUUUUUUUUUCUUACUGUGUUAUAUCAUGAUUAAUACUGUAUUUUUUUAAGAAAAAAAAAUAGAAUGGUAACUUCUUUACAUUUUCA